AUGGCAGGCCAGGGAGAGUUACGCUAUGUAUAUAGGCCCGAUUGCGCGCCCAACAUCGAGGCCCACACCCAUGAGCCCUCGUUCGGCUUUGAUUGUCUUGAAUGUGUGCUCGACGUAGAGCACCGCCGCACCGACGGUGUACGCAACUGCUCUGAGGGUGCUGAUGACCAUCCCAGGCGUGGUGAUGGUUGCAGCCCUCAUUGGCCUAGUAUCUUCUCGAUUCCUGGAAUCGGCGGCUUACCUGCCCAUCGCGUGCCUUCUGGACGAUGCAAGGGCGGUAAUGGAAGAGAAGAUGGGUCGCGUACAUCACUGCCACGUUUGGGAAGGGAAAUGAACAAGAGAAAAACUAAUUAA
Molecule: messenger RNA, 354 nt
Organism: Linum trigynum
Lineage: Eukaryota; Viridiplantae; Streptophyta; Magnoliopsida; Malpighiales; Linaceae
Source: the annotation of a GenBank genome assembly